Messenger RNA from Aspergillus japonicus CBS 114.51, 1108 nucleotides. Its product is annotated as cyanamide hydratase. Bases 177 to 911 code for a protein of 244 amino acids. The transcript is spliced from 2 exons. Lineage: Eukaryota; Fungi; Ascomycota; Eurotiomycetes; Eurotiales; Aspergillaceae. The record is from RefSeq and is a predicted model, not a curated record.
AAACGAGCGAUUUAUCAGCAUGGGGAUUAUUAAUCGUCACCAUGAGCACAUGGCGGCUGGGUCGCAGAGGACUAUAAAGAUCCUCAACUUCUUCUCUCCUCAGUGACCCAGACAUUCUUCAAGCUCCAAUCUAUUGCUUUCUGACCUAAAGUCAAUCUACUCUCACCACUGCCAACAUGUGCCACAACGAAGUUGAACUCAACGGCUGGACCAGCGUUCCCGUCAACGCUGGUGCCAUCUUCAAGGAUCAGCCUUUCAUCACCGCACCUGACUCUCUCUCGAUUGACGAGAUCAACUUUCCUUCCGACGAUCCCGUUGUUGCAAAGACUCAGGAGUAUGCUCAGGCCGUUCUCCAUCCGCAGACCUUCAAUCACUCGAUGAGAGUUUACUACUAUGGGAUGGCCAUCGCCAAACAACAGUUCCCCAAGCAAGCCGCUACUUUCAGUCCUGCUACCUGGGCGUUGCUCUGUCUUCUGCACGAUCUCGGUACCGCCGAGGAGAACCUGACGGCCACCCGGAUGUCCUUCGAUCUCUACGGGGGCAUCAAAGCUCUGCAGGUCCUCAAAGACUUCGGCGCUACGACUGAUCAGGCCGAAGCAGUCGCCGAAGGGAUUAUCAGACACCAGGACAUGGGCGUAGACGGGACUAUCACCUUCUUCGGCCAGCUUAUCCAACUAGCGACCCUCUAUGACAAUGUGGGUGACCACCCCCACGUCAAGGACUUCAGCAGGAUCCUGCACGAUACCACACGGGAGGAGGUCAACCAGGCGCACCCGCGACAGCGCUGGUGCUCGUUCUUCGCGGACAUUAUCCGGAAGGAGGAGACCAUCAAGCCUUGGUGCCAUUCCACGCAUAUCGUGGAAUUCGACAGUCAGGUCGAGGGGAACACUCUGAUGAAGAAGUGGGAGUGAAUUUUUCGGGUUGUUGUUUGAUGUAUGCACGGAAGCUAUGAAUAUAUUUGAUUGCAUGAAGGUCAAUCUACACAAGUGUUACAUUGCCAACCCAUCUGGUUCGACUUCACGUAUGUAAUGUUUUACUGGUGGCCAGAUCAGACCGACUCCGACUCAUUCAAAAUGAGGCGAUAUUUCACAAUCGACUGGAUGGUGGC